CCUCAGUCCACAUUGCCCUCCGCUGGACUCCUCAAAUGAGUGCGGUCUGCAGUGUACAAGGCAGAAACGCCGGAUGAUUAAACGAGCAGCAGAACCGCGGCACCAUGAGCAAACGCAGACUGGGUUUUAAAUGGUUUGGAAGUCUAUCGAACCUUGCACACAGUCUUUCAUUAGACAACAGAUCCUCCAAGACUGCUGCAAAGCAUGAUGGGAGUCAGGGUCUGAACCUGCUGGCGAAGAGGUGCAGCGAUGACACAGAAGUGCGGCCCCUCGGUCCCAGCCACGUCCACUCCAGCGAAGCAUGCUCACAUUUGGCCACUCUACCCCGUCACUCCCGCAAACAGAAGAAAAGCAAAGAUUCCAAGAAGUCUGCAAGUGGAGCUGUACUGGAGACGCGGAAGGGUGACUAUGUUGCUGACUCGCCCCUGCUGAGUGUGCUGUCUCUCCAGGGUGUGCCAUCCGUAGAUGAGGCCUCUUUCCCGGAUACCGCUGUAAAACCACAUCCUGUAGGUACCAGUGCUUUGCAGGACGAGAUUAAGCAGAGCUCGGGGAUACCACAAGAUGAGGCGGCCAGCCCGUCACGGCAGUGUCCUUUGUCCCCUGAGGCUCAGAAGAUGCCGCCCUUGGCAGAGAAGCUAGAGGACCACAGCCGACCCAGCACAAUGACGACCAGCACGCACAGGACCAGCAGCGCUCUUCCAGAACAGUCUGAAAGUCGGCUGGGUGAAAUCCAGGAGUCACAGCCUUUGACCAGCCACCUGCCAAUGGACAUCAGAGGUGAAUAUGUUAAGUUCUCCAAGGAGAGGUACCUGCUUGACAGCCCACCUGAGAAGCUUCGGAAGGAGUUAGAGGAGGAACUGAAGCGAAGCAGCGAUGAUAUGAGCAGCCAUGGCUGGUACCAUGGCCUCAUGCCCCGAGAGGUGUCAGAGACGCUGGUCCUGCGAAAUGGAGACUUCCUGAUACGGGACUCACUCACAAGCAUGGGCGACUACGUACUGACCAGCCGCUGGAGCCACAAGGUUCUGCACUUCGUCAUUGGCAAAGUUCUGGUGGAGUCCGGCACCUUUCGCCCUCGGGUCCAGUAUCAGCUGGGGAGGGAGAGCUUUGACUCGGUAGCUGCCCUCGUCCACUUCUAUGUGGGAAGUCAAAAGCCCUUGUCACUGGAGAGCGGUGCACACAUCUACUGCCCCAUCAACCGGACCCUUCCCCUGCGCAUUCUGGAGGCAGCCUUCACCAUGACUAACAGCAAGCAAGACCCAGCCAGUCCCUUAUCUAGCUUGAGGAGAACGUUUAUCCAGAAGCAAGGUGUCACCCUGGAGGACAGGCCCAGGACACUGCUGACCAUGCCUCACAGAUUAUCCAGCAGUAUGGAUCAGAUCCAGAUGAUACAGUCUCCACUGUCACCUCUUGGAGAGUGUGUUCCCUCUACAGCCUACAAUACCAUCUCCCAUCAUAGAAGUCCAUCUGGCAGUAAGUUGUUCAACGCUUCGACCCAGUUGCUGGACUCGAAUUGCUUCAGCGAGCACAGACUCAGCCCAAAGACCCUACUCAGUCCCUACUCCUCCCUAAAGAUCUCCAAGCCCCAUCCUUCCAAAGCACCUGUCCUAUCCAGUGAAGGCUAUGAGGGGGGCUAUGAGGGGCUGGGGCAUAGCAGAGGGAUCUUCAGUGUCCCUCUGGUGGAGAAGGAGUCGUCCUUCAAACCCGGACAGUAUAGGUCACUGCUGAUGCCCGCAGAGAACAAACCCUUGGAGGCAGGCAUCCUUAAGCGGGUGAAGGAGCUGCUGACCGAAGUCGAUGCCAGGACCGCCGCCUGGCACAUCACCAAGGCGGACUGCAUGGUUGCUAGGAUACUGAACGUUUCUGAGGAGAUGCAGCAGAAGAUGGCAGUGAGUUCCGGUCUGGAGCUGCUGACUCUCCCACAUGGACAACAACUCCGCCUGGACUUGUGGGAAAGAUUCCACACCAUGUCAUUUAUGAUGGCAGCUGAACUGCUGGGCUGCACCGGGAGCAGGGAAGAGAGGGCUGCCUUUCUCUUCAAGGUCAUCCUGCUGGCCUCCGAGCUCAAGAGCAGCCAGGGCAACAUGUUUGGCUUUGCCACAAUCAUGAGAGCACUGGAGCUACGCCAGGUCAAGAGGUUGGAGCAGACGUGGAUCACACUCCGGCAGAGGCACACAGAGGGAGCUAUCCUGUACGAAAAGAAACUCAAACCUUAUUUGAAGAGCAUGAAUGAAGGCAAUCUAGAAAACUGCAUACCCUCUGACACCACCUUCCCUCACGUGGUGCCGCUGCUGUCUCUGCUGGAGAGGGGAGUGGCUGUGGGCGAGGAGGCGGAGCUUUGGGAGUGCACAGACAUGGGAGUGGACGUGGUAAUGAGUCACUUGGAAACAGCACGUACCAUGGCACAACACGGGCAACUCUACUGCAGCAACGCCCAGACCAAACUGCAGGGGUUUCAGGAGCAGCCGGAGCUGCUGGAGAUCUUCCUCACGGAGUUCCAGAUGCGUUUGCUGUGGGGCAGCCGGGGAGUGGUGGCAAGCCAGGCAGAGCGUUACCAGAAAUUUGACAAGGUCCUGACAGCCCUGUCCAACAAGCUGGAGCCCCCUGGUGGGCAAAGGGUAGAAAGAACCUGAAAUAAGUAUGUCCCAAGAAGUGGGAUGAGCAAUGUAACCCUCCAAUCAGUGAGUGGAAAGACUGGUAAAUGGAUGUCCAAAUAAGGGCAAAGGGGUGGUGUCAGCGUUCAACUACACCUAGGACAGAGACGCAAUGCAAAGACAAAAUCCUGUGGAAACUGUACGGUGAAGUCAGUCCAAAAGAGGAGUGUCGGUAUAUCAGUUCGGCAUGUCAGAUUGUCAUCCAGAACCUCAGUGUAACAUUGCUGGUUCAGGGAGGCACUGAUUAAUAACUCCCAGCCAGACAAAGCACUUAAGCGAGAAGCACUUAUACUCAUAACCAAUUUGAUCGUUUUUGCCAGCGAAAAUUAGGCUACACCUGCAACAUCACUCAUCGUGAAUUUGUUUCCUGAAAAAUCUAGCUAUGCAGUUCUAUGUAUUUAGCCCUUACAGCUGCUACUAAAAUGGUUUGUUUUGUAAAACAUAUGUUUACUGCAUUCUUAAAAUAAAGGGUUGUGGGUGAUGGGGAAUUGUGUCUUUUUAUGGUUAGCCCACAGAGGUGGUUUCAGGGCAGCUAUAUAGAUUUCUGUAGCCCUACAGCUACUAGAAUGUUCUAGGGAGUGACCUGUGUUUAACACAAAAUUAGCAAAUUUCUGGAUGCGGGCCUAUCUGCUCAGCUCCACCCAGCCGCUUGAGCAACCAGGAUCAGUCGAGGGAAGUCAGGUGAUGUCGCCUCAUCUGACCACGUUUGCGAUGGCCUUCACUGAAAAUAUGUCCAUAUGCAGAGUUCACUGUUGACAGGUGCCCUACUGUGGCACAACUGGUGCAGUGUCACUUUAAAUUUGGACCUGUCACUGCAACCCAAAGCAAAAUGGGGACAGGAAUCUGUCUGCACAUCUGCUGUGGCCCACUGUGUCCUGAAGGACAGUGGUAGAUAAUGGAUGGAACAUCCUGCGAUGAGACAAGAAUGCUGUCCCUUCAUCCCACGCAAAUCACUACGCGCACUGCACACCGGAAGUUUCUUUGAUAAAUGUCACAUACUACCAUACUUUUAAGUUUUACAAAUAGCUGAGGAAGUCUUUCAGCAAGCUCGUUGCCUACAUGGUUAUGUACAGGCGUGAGGUUUCCAUGUAAAGAUUUUUAUCAUAAAUAUGCCUACUUGUCUGCUGAAGUUUGUAUUUUAUUUUUGUGAGAUUUUAUUUUGUAAAUUGCUGAAGAGGAAAAAAAAAAUAUUGUUCUGAAAUACAGACAUUAAUCUCC
This is a messenger RNA of Brienomyrus brachyistius, 3869 nucleotides long. RefSeq names its product SH2 domain containing 3Cb (gene sh2d3cb). The transcript has 12 exons. Lineage: Eukaryota; Metazoa; Chordata; Actinopteri; Osteoglossiformes; Mormyridae. Gene Ontology annotation, biological process: small GTPase-mediated signal transduction; positive regulation of peptidyl-serine phosphorylation. The record is from RefSeq and is a predicted model, not a curated record. Bases 105 to 2630 code for a protein of 841 amino acids. Gene Ontology annotation, molecular function: guanyl-nucleotide exchange factor activity; phosphotyrosine residue binding.